AUUGGUUUCAGAUAGCAGUGAAUGUCAAGUUAAUUAUCUUCAAGUGUGUCAAUAAUUGAUAAAAAUGGAUGACAUCUAUCAGAUUGAGUUCAGCCUGAAAAUCGCAUUGGGACAAAAUGAGUCGUUUGCUCCUGGGUCGAAAAACUCGAAAGUUCUGAAAAAAUAUCCUAUGUUUGCGAAAGUAUGCGACAGUAUACCAAAACUUCUAGACAUCCGAACCGAAGACUUCAACUCAGCCAUGAAAAUUACAAAUGUUCCUUUUUUCUUAGACGAUGAUGUGCUUAAAAAAUUUCUGACAGCGAGAGCUGAUUGCUUUUAUACUGAUUUGAAAAUCUUCAAGGACGACCAAGAUUUCACAAGAAGAUCAAAAUACGUUCUUUUUGCAUGUGAAACAGGCGCUGUGCAAUGUUUGUUGUUUAUCAAAGGCGUCGCUUUGAACGAUUCCUUUCAAUUGAAUCUGGACCCAAAUUCAGUCGGUGGUUCAGCUUACUACUGCAAACAAUAUCAAAGUCAGUUUUUACAAUCGCAGCAAACUCUAAAGAGUGAAAUAACAGAAUGGCUUGAAAAGUUUUCACGUGAGGAGGAAAAAGAGAAGGAAAAGAUAAGAAAAGGAGUGAAAAAAGUACGAGAAGGAAUGAACAGAGAAGUUGAAUACGACGAAGAUGGGUUUGAAAAGGUGGGAAACGGUAAUGCCGAUAAUGACGAUGACGAAGGCUGGACGGUUGUAAGUCGACAUGGGAAACGAAAAGCUAAAAAUAGAGGAACAGCGUUCACGCAGCGAAAUCAAGCACGAGCCCAGAAAGCGAUUGCAUUCCAACGGCACAAAAAACACAUAAUAAAUUUCUAUGCCAAUCAUCUGAAGAGCAAGAAGGAAAAACACAUGCAAGAACUGAAAAGCCGAUUCGAAAGAGACAAAUUGAUUGUGGAAAGAAUGAAAGCGACGAAUAGAAAAUUCAAUCCAGGUCUUACUUGAGGAUUGUGAAUAUUCUGGGGAUGGAGUUUAAAAUGAAAGUUGUGAGGCCAGGAGAACAAUGGAGAUGGUUUGACAAAAACAGAAGAAAGCUUAAAAAUAACUAGAAAAAAAACGAACUUGAAACAAUUAGAAAAACAAACAUUUGAUUUAAGACAAAUAUUUUUCGUGGAUUAAUGUUUAAAAAAGUGCAAAUAAACAUCAAGUGUAA
Messenger RNA from Symsagittifera roscoffensis, 1181 nucleotides. RefSeq lists its product as uncharacterized. Gene Ontology annotation, cellular component: CURI complex; UTP-C complex. NCBI's taxonomy places the organism in Eukaryota, Metazoa, Xenacoelomorpha, Acoela, Convolutidae. The transcript is spliced from 3 exons. The record is from RefSeq and is a predicted model, not a curated record. Gene Ontology annotation, biological process: ribosomal small subunit assembly; rRNA processing. Bases 65 to 973 code for a protein of 302 amino acids.